This is a messenger RNA of Pundamilia nyererei, 4225 nucleotides long. RefSeq names its product Rho GTPase activating protein 10 (gene arhgap10). Gene Ontology annotation, biological process: signal transduction. The coding region runs from base 503 to 2806 and encodes 767 amino acids. Lineage: Eukaryota; Metazoa; Chordata; Actinopteri; Cichliformes; Cichlidae. Gene Ontology annotation, molecular function: GTPase activator activity; protein binding. Gene Ontology annotation, cellular component: cytoplasm. The transcript has 23 exons. The record is from RefSeq and is a predicted model, not a curated record.
AUCUGGCGCAAACCUCUGCUGGCAGAAGUUUGCAACACGCACGCAGAUGUCAGUAGCGGAGUUUCUCAAUCUGUCACUUUAGCUAGGUGGAGUACAUUUGAUGGAGGAAGGAAAAAAUUGGACACAGCACACUCUGACUUUUUGACCACUGGUGUCAACCGACUUCCGAUGAAUGCUUCAGGCGAUAUCGUAUCUUUAUCACUUCUUAACCGUUACACUUGCUAGUCAUUCUGGUUUUAUUUGACAGCCGUGGAACUACACCCAUGAGCCCUUGUCAGAAGUUACCAUGCUAAACAACGUUAGCUGCUGCUGCUGCUACUUCUUCACGUAGCUAUGCUUUCUCAUCCCGACUCGAAGACUCCUAAAAAACGACCCGUCAUUUAACAGAAGCGACUAUUUAUUUGCACGAAUUGCAAACUGAACCUGGAUUUGUUGUGCUUCUUUUUUUCCCGUGUGUGAGUUUUCCGUUGUUUGAAAACGAAGCUAUCAAUCUGUCACAGCAAUGGGACUACACCCGCUGGAAUUUAGUGAGUGCUAUCUGGACAGCCCGAGCUUCAGGGACAAAAUAAAGUCACACGAAGCAGAGCUGGACAAAACUAACAGGUUUAUCAAAGAGCUGUACAAAGAUGGGAAGAACCUCAUCAAUGCAACCAAGCAGCUUGGGAUGGCACAGCGCAAGUUCGCCCAGUGCCUGGGAGAGUUUCAGUUUGAGUACAUUGGCGAUGCAAAGACCGAUGAUGAGAAAUGUAUCGAUGAGUCUUUGCAAGAGUUCUCAGCAUUCCUCAAAAACCUUGAAGACCAAAGAGAGCUGAUGAUGAGGAACAUCACAGAAACCUUAAUGAAACCUCUGGAGAAGUUCAGGAAAGAGCAGCUUGGUGCAUUAAGGGCGGAAAGAAAGAGAUAUGAAAAGGAAACAGAGAAAUACUACAGUUCUUUGGAAAAGCUUCUAAAUAUGUCAUCAAAGAAGAAAGAGCCGCAACUGCAAGAGGCAGACACGCAGGUGGAAAUCAUGAGGAGGCACUUUCAGGAGGAGUCACUGGACUACGUGUGCAAACUGCAGGAGAUCCAAGAGAGAAAGAAGUUUGAGUGUGUGGAACCGAUGCUGGCCUUCUUUCAGACAGUCUUCACCUUUUAUCACCAGGGCUUUGAGCUCGCCAAGGACUUUGACCAUUAUAAACGAGAGCUGCAGAUUAAUAUUCAAAAUACAAGGAAUCGAUUUGAGGGCACUCGGUCGGAAGUAAACGAGCUGAUGAAGAGGAUCAGAGAGGCACCGCAAGAGUACAGACAGACGAGUCCCAUCAGUUUUGAAGGCUACCUCUAUGUACAGGAAAAACGGCCACCUCCCUUUGGUUCAAGUUGGGUCAAGCGUUACUGCACAUUUGUUAAAGAGCAAAAGAUCCUGCACAUGGUGACUUUUGACCACCGAUCAGGAGGAAAGAUUGGGGAAACAGAGUCCAUCACACUCAAAUCCUGUGUCCGGAAAACGACAGAUGUGUUGGACCGGAGGUUCUGUUUAGAUCUCGAUAUAACAGAUCGGCCAGGAACGGUGCUUACAGUGCAGGCUCUGUCUGAGGAUGACCACAAGUUUUGGAUGCAAGCCAUGGGUGGGAAGGAGCCUGUCGGACAUUAUCUUAUGAGGACUUAUUCUAAAGAACGUGGAAUCGACGCUCAGUUGGAUGACGUUGGUUUCAGUUUUGUGAAGAAUUCCAUCAGUGCAAUAGAGAAAAGAGGCAUUAAUGACCAAGGCCUGUAUAGGGUUGUGGGGGUAAGCUCCAAGGUCCAGAAGCUCCUCUCAUUAAUGAUUGAUGAGAAGAGCGACGAAGUGGAUUUGUCAGCCAGCGAAGACUGGGAUGUUAAGACAAUAACAAGUGCACUGAAGCUUUAUCUGAGGAGCCUUCCUGAGCCGCUGAUGACCUAUGAACUUUACAAAGAGUUCAUUAGCCCCGCAAAGGGCGGUAGUCCCGAGUCUCGCAUCCAAGCCGUCCACUGCCUGGUCCACAAACUACCGGAGAGGAAUCGACAAGUCCUCGGGCUGCUUAUGAAGCAUCUGGCCAACGUGGCGGCACACAGCAAGCAGAAUCUGAUGACCAUGGCCAACCUGGGCGUGGUGUUCGGACCCACAUUAAUGAGGCCACAGGAGGAGACUGUCGCCGCCAUCAUGGACCUUAAGUUCCAAAACAUUGUGGUGGAAAUCCUCAUUGAACACCAUGAAAAGAUCUUUACAGAUGCUCCCGAGUCAUGCCCUCUCUCACCUGCUGCCCCAGUGCUCUGUGCUCCCACGAGGCAGUCCAAGAAAAUGAGUCGACAGAAUCGGCCUUUGGCUGUCUACAAUCCGCAAGCCCUUGACAUUCAGAAUGUGUCAACAGUGGGAGACGGUUCCAGCCCAGCUCCAGAUGAGACAUCAAUGGGCAGCAAUGAAUCUGUAUCAUCGCAGUCAUCAUCAGCCUCGGCCUCAGAGGUGAAUAUGGAGAAGAGUGACCACGCCCCUCUUAAUGCCAGCCUCUCCUCAGGAAGCAACUCCGGAUCUGCCACAGCAGCAGCCUCCUGCUCUGCUCCUGGAUCGUCAGGAGAGCGUCAAACUGUUGCUACCAAAGCUACUUCUGACAAAGAAAGGCAAGAGGAAAGUGUCACCAGCAGGAAAGCCAGGGCAGUGUACCCAUGUGAGGCUGAGCACGACUCUGAGCUCUCCUUCCACGUCGGCGACAUAUUCAACGGUGUGACCCAGUCGAGGGAGCCGGGCUGGCUGGAGGGGGAGCUGGAGGGGAAGAGGGGCCUCAUCCCUGAAAACUAUGUGGAGAUGCUGUAGAACCAAAAGGAAAUAUUUAUGGACAUUUCAUCACGUUCGCCGAGGGAACUAUGGGAAGAUGCACGUGCCUCGAUAGCCUCGUUCAAUCGAAGCCCUGAAUUUUCUCAAUCAGUAAUGACAACACCAUAUGAUGUUAUUGGUGCAUUUUUGUUUGUUUGUUUGUUGCUGGCAAGUAGACUUUACAAUGCAUUUGCAAGCAUGUUUAUGUGUUUGUUCAUUUUAGCCAAGUGUUCACCUGAUUUUUGACAAUUGUAAUUGCAAAAUGGGAUUGCACUUCCAGUGCUCUGCUGUAUAUGAAGAUGCUGUAGCCUCUAUCCAAGGAACUUAGCAGAACCAGAGGAGAAGCGUCUCUCUAAGCGCCCUCUGCCCUGUUAUACAUGGUAUCCAUGAGCUCAAAGUCAAAGGGUGAUCUUCAGAAACCACAAAGUAGAAUGUCAGCACUCAAAACCACUGUAACACUGACCCCCUCACAACCCGCCACAGCCCUUGACAUUGAUCCACGCAAAUUUGUUUGAGAUACCCUUUGUGCCUUCACAGUCAAAGCACCCGGUGUAAACAUGCGUACGGGUAUGUAUGAAAACGAUCGGGCGAACUUUUCAUUUAUACGCUUUUGCGAUGUUCUGUUCUUUUGAGAAUAGCUAGACAUGCAAAAGGAGGCACACUGCUGAUGUAAUUGUAUUUUGUGUAAUUGGCGCAUUGAUUGCACGUUUUGUUUUGUUCUUCUUUUUUUUUCUCAUUUUAAUUUACAGUGCCGUAUCGUUGCUGCCGCACUUUUUCAGAAACGCCUCUUAGCCACCCGAUGGAACCUGUUGGGUUAAACACUAACACCUGACAAUCAGCCGCAGUCGAUUUCGGCAGGUGAUCGAAACCAAGUGUUUUUCUUCUCAAAUCCUCCGUCUGGUUUGUUGUUUUUCGAGUUCAACGUUACUCAGGUUCUUCAGAGCAAAGGAAUGAGACACUCCCAGAAAGUCUGAAUUUUGACUUUUAUUAGUUCUUUAUUAACUUAUCGGAAAUGUGUGUUUUAUUGUGAGCGAGACCACGAAAUGCAGUACUUUGAAAUAUUUGUACCGUUUCGCAUCCAUCGAGUGUACAAAGCCCUAAAGAGUUACAACCAAGUAUAUUUACUGCGCUAAGUAAUGGAUGAGUUUUUUUAGGUUGUCAUUUAGAUUUGGUUUUAGCAUGUGCGCACACCAUAAUACAUUUUAUCCUUCAGCUGUUCAGCGAAACACUUUCAUUUGUCUGAGAGCUUCGGUUCAGCUGAUUGUUUGUGUUUGCAGCUGAGGUUACAAUAAUUUAAGACAAUGAUUUAUGACGUUUGUAAAGGUUCUUGGCUUUUCUCUCUCUCGUUUUUAAAAUUUACCUUUGGGUAACUUCUUGAUCAAUGUUAAACAAAUAAAGAUAUCUAUUUUUGUUCUUUCA